CGCGGAGGGUGCGACACGUGCGGCUCAGGCCCCGGGACUGCUCGGCCUGCGCAGGCCCGGGACGGACCCCUGGGAGAGCGACGCGCGGAAGAAUACAGGGUCAUAUUCCAGAGUUAAUUGUUCAUGGCACAUGCUGUUAGAGGAUACUCAUUGGCACUUAUUUUUAUAAUCAUGUGGCUGUUGAUUAAAGCAAAAAUAGAUGUGUGCAAGAGAGGAGAUGUGACUGUGAAGCCUUCCCAUGUAAUUUUACUUGGAUCAGCUGUCAAUAUUUCAUGCUCUUUGAAGCCCAAACAAGGCUGCUUGCACUACUCCAGUUUGAACAGGUUAAUCCUCUACAAGUUUGACAGAAGCAUCAGUUUUCACAAUGGUCACUCCCUCACUUCUCAAGUCACAGAUCUUCCCCUUGGUACCACCUUAUUUGUCUGCAAACUGUCCUGUAUCAAUAGUGAUGAGAUUCGAAUAUGUGGAGCAGAAAUCUCAGUUGGUGUUGUUCCAGAACAGCCUCAAAAUGUGUCUUGUAUACAGAAGGGAGAGCAAGGCACCGUGGCCUGCACCUGGGACAGAGGACGAGACACCCACCUGUACACUGAGUAUGCUUUACAGUUAAGUGGACCAAAAAAUCUAAGUUGGCAGAAGCAAUGUAAAGAUUAUUAUUGUGACCAUUUGGACCUUGGAAUCAACCUCACCCCUGAGUCACCUGAAUCCAUCUUCACAGCCAAGGUUACUGCCAUCAAUAGUCUUGGAAGUUCUUCUUCAUUUCCAUCCACAUUCACAGUCUUGGACAUAGUGAGGCCUCUUCCUCCGUGGGACGUUAAAAUCGAAUUUCAAAAUGCUUCUGCCAGCAGAUGCAGCCUUCAGUGGCGAGACGAGGGACGGGUGCUGCUUAAUCGACUCAGAUAUCGGCCCAGGAACAACAGAGCCUGGAAUAUGGUUACUGUUACAAAUGCCAAAGGAAGACAUGAUUUGCUGGAUCUGAAACCAUUUACAGAAUAUGAAUUUCAGAUUUCCUCUAAGCUACAUCUUUAUAAAGGAAGUUGGAGCGAUUGGAGUGAAUCAUUGAGAACACAAACACCAGAAGAAGAGCCUACUGGGAUGUUAGAUGUCUGGUACAUGAAACAGCACAUUGACUACAACAGACAACAGAUUUCUCUUUUCUGGAAGAAUCUGAGUGUCUCAGAGGCAAGAGGAAGAAUCCUCCACUAUCGGGUGACCUUGCAGGAGGUGACAUGGGGGAAAGCCCCGUUCCAGAACAUCACCGGGCACACUUCCUGGACUUGGGUCGUUCCUAGAACUGGGAACUGGGCUGUGGCUGUGUCGGCAGCAAAUUCCAAAGGCAGCUCCCCACCCACUUGUAUUAAUAUAACAAACCUGUGUGGGGCAGAGUUGCUGGCUCCCCGCCAGGUCUCUGCAGACUCAGGGGGCGUGGACAACAUUGUGGUGACCUGGCAGCCUCCCAGGAAAGCUCCCUCUGCUGUUCAGGAGUACGUGGUGGAAUGGAGGGAGCUCCGUGCAGGAGGGGACACACAGCCCCCUCUAAACUGGCUGCGGAGUCCCCCCUACAAUGUGUCUGCUCUGAUUUCAGAGAACAUAAAGCCCUACAUCUGUUAUGAAAUCCGUGUGUAUGCACUGUCAGGGGAUCAAGGAGGAUGCAGCUCCAUCCUGGGUAACUCCAAGCACAAGGCACCACUGAGUGGCCCCCACAUUAAUGCCAUCACAGAGGAAAAGGGGAGCAUUUUAAUUUCAUGGAACAGCAUUCCAGCCCAGGAACAGAUGGGCUGCAUCCUCAGUUACAGGAUAUACUGGAAAGAACGGGACUUCAAUUCCAAACCUCAGCUCUGUGAAAUUCCCUAUAGAGUCUCCCAAAAUUCACAUCCAAUAAACAGCCUGCAGCCCAGGGUGACAUAUGUCCUGUGGAUGACAGCUCUGACAGCUGCUGGUGAAAGUUCCCAAGGCAAUGAGAGGGAAUUUUGUCUGCCAGGUAAAGCCAAUUGGAAGGUGUUUGUGGCACCGAGCAUUUGCAUUGCUAUCAUCAUGGUGGGCAUUUUCUCAAUGCGUUACUUCCGGCAAAAGGUGUUUGUUCUCCUUUUAGCCCUCAGACCUCAGUGGUGUAGCAAAGAAAUUCCAGACCCAGCAAAUAGCACUUGGGCCAAGAAAUACCCCAUUGUGGAGGAGAGGACACAACUGCCCCUGGACAGGCUCCUGACAGCCUGGCCCGCUCCUGAGGAACCUGAGCCCCUGGUGAUCAAUGAAGUCCUUCAUCAAGUGACCCCAGUCUUCAGACAUCCCCAUCAGCCUUACUGGCCAGACCAGGGACAAGGAGUCCAAGGUCACCGUACCUCUGAGGAAGACACAGUGCACAGUGCCUCAAGCCCACUGCCUCCGCAAGCUCUCCCGGCUGAGAGAAGACAACUAGUGGAUCUCUACGGGGUGCUGGGGAGCAGGGGCCCCGAAGCAAAGCCAGGAAACCCAACCAGUCCCUUGACGGUCCUCCCGGUUGACUACCUUCCCACCCAUGAGGGCUACUUGCCCUCCAGCCUAGAUGAGGCUCCUCUCUCUGACCCUCUGGGAGAACUGGAGCCUCAGCACAUCGCUCUUUCUGUUUUCCCCUCAAGCUCCUUUCACCCACUCACCUUAUCCUGUGGUGAGAAGCUCACUCUGGGGCAGUUAAAGAUGGGGUGCGACUCCCUCAUGCUCUGAGUGGUGAGACUUGAAGCCUGGUGGGUCAGUGUGUCCCCAGCCAGCACAGCCUGCCCCAUUCACCCAGCCUCGCUCCCACAGCCAUCAUCUCUGGGUGCUGCCGUCAGCUCUGGCUGCAGCUAGAGCGGGCCUGGUGAGUCUCGGGAACUGGGAGUUGGCCCUCCCCAGAGCCUCAAGAUUCCAUCCUCCACCAUGUGGACCUCAAGACUCCAGCCUGAGUUCCCGGCAGGUUGGAGUUUCUUGGCUAUGCGGGCCAGAAAGGGAAAAGGGGAGGAGAGUGGAAACCAAACCUCUUGCUAGUAAUGGUAAGCUGCCCAGAGGCCCAUUCAUGCAACUAUUUGUAAAGCACCUACAAGGUACCAGCCCCAUCAGCUCUAGAUCAGUACUGUCCAGUAGAACUUGCUGCGAUGAUGGGCGUGUUCUGCCUCUGCGCUGUCCAAUACAGCAGACAGUAGCCACACUGGCUGUUAACCACUUGGAAUGUGUCUAGCUGGACUGAGGAACUAAAUUUUGACUACAAUUAAAUGAAAAUAGCCACACAUGGCUAGUGGCUGCCGUGCUGGGGAGUGAAGCUCUACACUGGUGAGAAUUACAGGGAGGCUUCAGAACAAAUCAACCUAGGGUUAUGGAUGAGGACAUAACAGACACUGGCGAACACCAGUAUACAGGGCCCCCAUGGUGGUCAUGACUGUCCUCAUUGGUGGAAGUCUAAGAAUGUACCUUCUUC
Messenger RNA from Lemur catta (Ring-tailed lemur), 3424 nucleotides. It is a transcript of the gene IL12RB2, whose product is annotated as interleukin 12 receptor subunit beta 2. The record is from RefSeq and is a predicted model, not a curated record. Bases 124 to 2697 code for a protein of 857 amino acids. The transcript is spliced from 16 exons. Gene Ontology annotation, molecular function: cytokine binding; cytokine receptor activity. Gene Ontology annotation, cellular component: membrane; signaling receptor complex; external side of plasma membrane. NCBI's taxonomy places the organism in Eukaryota, Metazoa, Chordata, Mammalia, Primates, Lemuridae. Gene Ontology annotation, biological process: cytokine-mediated signaling pathway.